AUGACUUCAGUCUCUUUUCUGAACUCUUCAGACACACUCCUAUAUCCAUAUGGUCCCAAGUUUCAGGACAGAAGCACCCCAAAGGCAGAUGACGGGGCAUCUCCUCAAAUCUCGAUCUCUGAGUCCUUCUACUUCUAUGCCAAGAGAUACCAGUCCCUUUACGUGAACAAUAACGGGGUGUUGUCGUUUGGCAAGCCUGUCAGCCAGUUCACCCCGGAUCCCUUUCCACUGACUGAUGGCCGGUCCUUUGUGGCUCCGUUCUGGGCUGAUGUUGAUAACCGGAUCACUGGCACGGUGUACUACAGGGAGAGUCAAGAUGAGCAGCUCCUGCAGAGAGUCACAGCUGACAUCGAUGCGUAUUUCCCAAGUGGAAAAUUCACGGCUACCUGGGUCUUUGUGGCCACCUGGGACCAAGUGGCUUUCUAUGGAUCCCUAUCCUCCAAGGUUAACACAUUCCAGGCUGUUUUAACCUCCAAUGGGGAGCUGUCUUUCGUUCUGCUGAACUAUCAGGACAUCCAGUGGAUAUCAGGACAAGCAAGUGGUGGAGAUGCUCACACCGGCUUGGGGGGCACACCUGCUCAGGCUGGAUUUAACAACGGAGAUGCCGAAAACUACUUCAAUAUCCCUGGAUCUUGGAGUCCAAGCAUCAUUAACAUAAGCUCCACAAGUAACAUUAUGCGUCCUGGGCGCUGGGCAUUUGAGGUGGAUAUUUUUUAUGUGCCCAAUGGCUGUGUGUUCAAAGGUACCUGGAAUACCCCUCAGUAA
This is a messenger RNA of Hemicordylus capensis (graceful crag lizard), 765 nucleotides long. Its product is annotated as alpha-tectorin-like. Gene Ontology annotation, biological process: cell-matrix adhesion. Lineage: Eukaryota; Metazoa; Chordata; Lepidosauria; Squamata; Cordylidae. Bases 1 to 765 code for a protein of 254 amino acids. The transcript is spliced from 4 exons. The record is from RefSeq and is a predicted model, not a curated record.